UUGUUCAACAAUUAAAAAAGUGAUUGUUAGUAUUAAUAAGAUCAAAGGUUUUAUGUUGUUCUCAUUUCUCAACAAUCUUAGGCAAGAGCCUUUCUUUUCCUUCUUCUGCAUCACCACUGAGAAAAGAGCGCAUCUUGGUCUCCAAUGUGAAGCGAGCUUGAGCUUUACCAAACAAACAUGGCUGCAAUAGCUGCAAGGAUUCUUGGUUCCAAUUCGCGGACCGCGCUCCGUCGCUGGUGUCGCUCCUCUUACUCCUCCACCUCCGCAGCGGUGGCGCAAGUGGAGAGCACGGAGGUGAAGGACUACGCCGAUUACCGGCGCUCCCUAUACGGACAGAUCACGCACAAGGCGGUCCUCGUCGAUGCUGUUGGCACGCUCGUCCUCCCCUCGCAACCCAUGGCUCAGAUUUAUAGGACGAUUGGCGAAAAGUAUGGUGUGGAGUAUUCGGAGGAUGAAAUACUGUUCAGGUACAGAAGAGCAUAUGGGCAGCCUUGGGGAAAAUCUCGUCUCAGAUAUGUCAAUGACGGUAAGCCCUUCUGGCAAUACAUAGUUAGUUAUUCCACCGGCUGUUCAGAUCCUCAAUACUUUGAAGAACUUUAUAACUAUUAUAUGACAGACAAGGCGUGGCACCUCAAUGAUCCCGGAGCAGAAGAAGUUUUUAGAGCUCUUCGAAAAUCAGGUGUGAAAUUAGCUGUUGUAUCAAAUUUUGAUACUAGGUUGAGACCUCUCCUGCGGGCAUUAAAUUGUGACACUUGGUUUGAUGCGGUAGCAGUGUCAGCUGAGGUUGCGGCCGAAAAACCAAAUCCAACUAUAUUUCUGAAAGCAUGUGAACUAUUGGAUGUAAAACCUGAGGAUGCUGUUCAUAUUGGGGAUGAUCGCAGAAAUGAUAUAUGGGGUGCCAGGGAUGCCGGCUGUGAUGCUUGGCUUUGGGGAAGCGAUGUUCACUCUUUUAAGGAGGUAGCUCAGAGGAUUGGGGUUCAGGUGUGAAAGGUGAUAGCUUUUGACAAUAAGUAUGAUGUUAUGCAAGUAGAGUACUUUAGGCUUUUAGCUUUAAGGCCGCAGAUGUAAAUGUUGUACUCUUCAAUGUGUGUGUAUGUAUGUAGAUACAUGUAUGAAAGAGAUGUGAACCUAUAAAAACCAUUAAUCUAAGAGGUUUAGGUUUAGGUAGGAGUUUAUAUCUUUUAA
Messenger RNA from Vigna unguiculata (cowpea), 1185 nucleotides. Its product is annotated as Haloacid dehalogenase-like hydrolase (HAD) superfamily protein. The record is from RefSeq and is a predicted model, not a curated record. NCBI's taxonomy places the organism in Eukaryota, Viridiplantae, Streptophyta, Magnoliopsida, Fabales, Fabaceae.